CAACUUUUGAAAAGUUUCUCUUGAUCAUUGACUACUCCGGGCAUCAAAGACAUUUUGAAGUUUUGAACUCAAAUUCUUUAUUUCUUUGUCCCCUAAUUACAGAACUUUCCAUGAAAUUAAGUGACGAAUUGUGCUCGUCAUCUAAUUACGCACUGAACAACUUCUAGGAUCCUGCAUCAUCUUAUAUCCAAUUUUUCCAGGAAAUCCUCUGCAAGUUUACACCAUGUAGGACAAACACCAUCGUUACGAUAACGACAGAUUAAAUUAGUUUACCAAUCAAAGCUACUCAAGUGCAAUUGUCGUGCACUAUAAAUCACCUUGAAGUCAUCCAAUUCCUUGCACCAUUCAUCAACUAACAAGAAGAAGCAGUAAAUUACAUAAAAACCAAUUUCCCUCCCCGUCGAGUGUCAAUCCCUCACAUGGAUUUGAUGGCAACAAUGUCAAAACUCUUGUCGUUUUUCGAUAUUUUGCAUUACAUACCGGGCUUCAGGUUUUACAUUCCCUUCUUUCCAAUAUCUGUUCAAACAUUUGUCUUGGCCAUAACUCAAAUGAACUCGACGACUUCUAGCAAAGUCGUUGCAGAAUAUUGUUCUGCAGAGGAAGUAAGUACAGAAGAACUUUGCAUUGAUGAUAUGAAUGAGGUAAUACAUAGACUAGGAAUUGCAGGAAAAGAAACCGAUGAUCAUCGUGCAGGAAUUGGGAAUGUUGAUGUUAGCGAGCUCACAGAUAUAUUUCUUGACCAAGAGCCAACUCCGCAAGAGAUUAAGCAAGUGUUUGAAGUGUUCGACGUGAAUGGAGACGGGUUUAUUGAUGCCACUGAGCUUCAGAGAGUCCUGUGUGGGCUGUGCAUGAAAGAAGGAGCUGAAUUGGAACAGUGUGGGAGGAUGAUAAGUGCCUUUGAUGCUAAUGGAGAUGGUCUCCUGGACUUCGAAGAGUUUGUUUCUGUCAUGGAGAAGUGUUUCUCCUGAACUCAACUCAAACGUUUCUUAAUUUCCUUCUUUAAUAUUUCUCGAUCAGUAGUUUAGUUUCUUUAAUUUGUUGAGACGUAAACUUCAGAAUGCCAACCAACAAAUUGAUGUUGCAAUUGAAGCUCUCUAAUGCUUCUUUUUUGAAUUUCGCCAAAAACAUCAGCUUUGUUUAUUAUAACAAUAUAAAGCUUCACUGUCAAUGAAGAAUUGAUCUACCUUUGCCGUCCAAGAUUCUGUCUCCAAAUUGCAACAGACCACAAAAAAAAAUUCAACUUCCAUCCCAAUUUCUCCAAUCAGUGUUGUUCUCGUAACCUCAGUCCAACAUAUGUUGGUGCCAUUUGUGGUGAAGCAUUAUAGAGAGCUGCUCUCCAUUAGUUACUACAAAUCCUCAAAUUAAUCCUCAGAAAAAUAUACUUAACAUGGCCAGUGAUCAGGAAUCUCCAACGAAAGAAACCAACUCAAGGUAUGAUCAACAAGAACUCAUAUCCAAACUUCCCAAGGCAGAAACCGGGAUCCCGGCAAAAGAUUUAUAUCUAUACAAAGGAUUUUGGCACCCAAGGAGCUUCUUAGAAGGCACAAUUUCACUUCAACAAGACUCCAAGCCCAUUAAUCCAACAGACAUCAUACUCUGCAGUGCGCCUAAAGCCGGAUUCACUUGGCUGAAAUCACUCUGUUAUGCCAUCAUAACUAGAGAUCAAUUAGACGAAUCCUCCAGCCCUUUGCUGACAAAUGUCUCCCAUUCUCUCAUUCCUUAUAUGGAAAUCGAUCUUGUUAAAAACCCUCCAAACAGAAACCCUGAGUUUCCUCUGCUCUCAACUCAUUCUCCAUUUACUUCAUUACCAGAAUCCGUAAGAAACACGCCUGACUGCAAGAUUAUAUACAUUUGCAGGGAUCCAAAAGACACUCUUGUAUCACAGUGGCAUUACAUCAAACACAUGAUGAUAGAUGGCGUUUCAAUCGAGUUUUGGUUCGAUCGAUUUCGUGAAGGAAAAAUCCCAUGGGGGCCGUAUUGGGAUCAUGUACUGGGAUACUGGAAAGCAAGCAUUGAAAUGCCAGAGAAAGUCCUGUUCUUGAAAUACGAAGACCUGAAGAAAAAAACUUCCUUUUGUGUUAAGAGACUGGCUGAGUUCAUGGGAAAACCAUUUUCCCAUCAAGAAGAGGUCGAGGGUUUGCCGGAGAAGAUGGUGAAAUUGUGUAGUUUUGAGAAUCUGAGCAAUUUGGAAGUGAAUAAGGUCGGAAAAGUUGAGGCAACCGGCCAAAAGGAAAUCGGGAAUGGCGCGUUCUUCAGGAAGGGGAUCAUUGGAGAUUGGAAGAAUUGUUUGACUUCGGAGAUGAUUGAGACGUUGGAUCGGAUUACCCGAGAGAUGUUUACGGGUUCGGACUUAGUAUUUGAUUAGUGGGCUAUUUGGGCUUGAAAUGCUGUUGCAAGUGUAUUGGGCUUAUUCAUUUCCAAAAAGGAUUGAUUGAUGCUUGCAAACAGGCUAGGAAAUGGACUAGUUUUCAAAAUUUUAUUUUUUUUUUUUGGUUUGGUGUGUAAUGUGUUUCUUCAUUUUUGGUACAAUAAGUUAGGCGGAAGCCCAGGUUAAGUCCUAAAUUAAAACUAAAACAUUUAGGACUUAGG
Molecule: messenger RNA, 2589 nt
Organism: Oldenlandia corymbosa var. corymbosa
Lineage: Eukaryota; Viridiplantae; Streptophyta; Magnoliopsida; Gentianales; Rubiaceae
Source: the annotation of a GenBank genome assembly